This is a messenger RNA of Humulus lupulus (European hop), 1491 nucleotides long. RefSeq names its product calcium sensing receptor, chloroplastic. The coding region runs from base 109 to 1287 and encodes 392 amino acids. Gene Ontology annotation, biological process: regulation of stomatal closure; cellular response to calcium ion; de-etiolation. The transcript has 6 exons. Lineage: Eukaryota; Viridiplantae; Streptophyta; Magnoliopsida; Rosales; Cannabaceae. The record is from RefSeq and is a predicted model, not a curated record.
CGGCCACUUAUUCCUCGUCACAAACUCCUCCUUAGAUCCAUCAAAUAUUCAAUAUUCACUAUUCAGUCGUACACACUCAGCAAAACCCAAACCUCGUAGCUGGCAAAGAUGACAAUGGAGAUGGCCAUCCGAGCUUCAGCCACCACCAACAACAACACAAGACCUCACUUGUCUACUCCUAAAACUUUUCUGAAGCCCCAGUUCAGACCCUCUUCUGUUUCUCUUCCUGCAUCAUCAACCACAAUCACUCUCUUGGGCCUCUUCACACCUCUUCAUGAUGCCAAGGCUCUCACUCUCCCCAAGGACCAGAUUACUUCUUCCUUAACUGAAUUUGAGAAGAGAAUCGAUCAAGUUCAGCAAGUGGGUUCCAGUGUUUUUGACACUACAGCACACGUUCUUGAAGUUCUGAUAAAUGCUGCGAAGCCUGUCAUUGAAGUGGCAUUACCAAUUGCAAAGCAGGCUGGAGAACAGGCACUGAAAAUAGCUUCUCCAUUUGUGUCUGAGGUUUCAAAGACAGCCCAAGAGGCAAUUCAAAGCUCCGGCUUCGACACACAGCCGGUUGUCACUGCCGCAAAGACUAUUGCUGGUGCAGCGCAGCAGACAAGCAGUGUAAUUGAAGGGGUCAAGCCAAUUGCUUCAUCAACUUUUGAAACAAUAUCUUCAUCAGACCCUCUUACAAUUGUAGGAUCUGCCGGUGCAUUGUUCCUUACCUACCUUCUCUUUCCUCCAGUCUGGUCUGUCAUUUCGUUUAACUUCCGAGGUUACAAAGGUCAACUUACUCCUGCUCAAACCCUUGAUCUUAUCUCGACAAAGAAUUACAUUAUGAUCGAUAUCCGAACAGAGAAGGAGAAGGACAAGGCUGGCAUUCCUCGCCUACCAUCUAAUGCUAAAAUCCAAGUGAUUGCCAUUCCUUUGGAGGAGCUACCUAGCAAGCUACGAGGCCUUGUCAGAAAUGUAAAGAAACUACAGGCUGAAAUUGCAGCUCUGAAGAUUUCUUAUCUGAAGAGAGUUAACAAAGGCUCCAGCAUCGUCAUCUUGGAUUCGUAUUUGGAUUCAGCAAAGAUAGUGGCAAGAACUUUAACUAGUCUUGGCUUCAAGAACUGCUGGACUGUGGCUGAUGGCUUCUCCGGAAGCAGAGGGUGGCUGCAGAGUCGUUUAGGGAUAGAUUCCUACAACUUCUCAUUUGCUGAGGUCAUUUCACCAUCUCGAGUCAUUCCCGCAUCAGUAAGACGUUUUGGUACAACCAGCUCCACAACUCAGUCUGCUCAAAAAUUGCUUCCAGAAUGAUUCAUGUCUAAGUGGAAAGAAAAAAAAAGACCAAAAAUAAAAAUAAAUAAGAGCUGUGUUCUUAUCAGUGAACGCUGUCAAUGUGAACAAAUUGUUUAGAUCCGUGUCUAAGCAUUUUUGUAAAAUUCUUUUUUGUAUUUUAAUCAAAUGUAAGCAGUAGUGAUCUUUCUUUUGUUGUAUAAUACAUAAUACACAUUUGUCUCA